This is a messenger RNA of Microplitis mediator, 2237 nucleotides long. RefSeq names its product integrator complex subunit 14 (gene IntS14). The record is from RefSeq and is a predicted model, not a curated record. Lineage: Eukaryota; Metazoa; Arthropoda; Insecta; Hymenoptera; Braconidae. The coding region runs from base 629 to 2158 and encodes 509 amino acids. The transcript has 5 exons. Gene Ontology annotation, biological process: snRNA 3'-end processing. Gene Ontology annotation, cellular component: integrator complex.
UAUCCGUUCAAAUUUUUUUAUUCAUCAAAUAUUUAAACAAAAUUUGAAAAUAAGAAAAAAAGUUGAAGAAAUUAAAAAUUAAAAAUUAAAUUAAAAGUAAAAAAAACAAAAAACAGGAGUUGAGAUCAUGAAAAGUCAUAAAUUUAAAUCGAUAUUUUUCCAAUAAUACAAAAAUUUGUAAAUUUAAUUAAUUUUUAUAGUUGGAGUAGCGAGAGUUUGCAUUUCGAAUAUUUUCGGUUUUUUCACAGGCUAUCUUUCAAAUGUCUGAAAAUUUCCUGACACCACAGCACCUUCAAUGUAUACCAAAAAAAACAAACAUUAUAACCUUUAAAAACAUAUAUAACAUUACUCCAGUCAUGUGAUAAUAUUAUUAUUUACACAAUUAUUAAUUAAAGUAAAUAAAUAAUUAAUUAAUAAAUUUAAAUGCAUUGAAAAUAUAAAAAAAGUGGAUUUUUUAAAUUAAUUAAGAAAUUAUAAAAUAGAAGGUAGUGAUUAAAUUAUAAGCAAUUAUUAAUUAUUGUUAUUUAUAUUUAUUUAUCAAUAGUAGUUUAAGUUUAUUAAUUAAAUAAAUUUAUUUAUUUUUGCGAGUGUGAAUGUACCAGAAAUAAACUGAUUUUAUAAAACGAAAAUGCCGACAGUGAUAGCUCUAGAUGUAUCUCUAUCAAUGAGACGGCCUGUAGUAACAUCAGGAAUAGACCCAUCACAAAAUGAACAACUUACGAGGCACCAUUUGGCUGUGCAGGGUAUCAACACGUUACUAAAUUAUCUCCAAGUCAACUCCAAAUUAGAAUUCGUAUCACUAGUGGUAUUUUCCUCACUGUACGAAUUAAUUUGUCCUUUCACCAGAGACUAUGACAGCAUACGAUCUAGAUUGCAGAUGAUAGAAGAACGUGAUAAAACAUGUAUAGAAACGGCACUUCAUGGUGUCAAUAGUGUGAUAAUGAGUGAAUGGGGUAACACGACAGCAUGUCAAGUUAUUUUAAUUACUGAUGGAAAUCCAGGAGUGGGUCCAAUGUCUUUAGGACAUUCAUUGAAAUCAUUACACGUAGCGCGCGAAAAUCCUUUUCCGUUACCUUUUCCUUUUCCUGGAAAACUCAGCGUUGUUUGUAUUUCUUCCCAACAAGAUCCUGGUUUAUCACUGGGACUUCCUCUGUAUCAGAAACUUGUUGACUUAGCGGGUGAAGACAGUGGAGUUCUGGUACCUGAAGGUUCACUUUCAAAGACGUCAGUCAACAAUUGCUUUCAAAAAUUAGCUGAAACAAAUUACGUAUCUUUCCAAGGAUAUCUCAAGUGCGGGAAUUUGGGAUCACGAAUCCACUUGUCUCCUGCACCCAUGAGCUACACAAAAAAAGCGGACUUUGAAUUGAUACCUGGUAUGACGAUAUCAAAGACCAUUGAAAUAUGCGGAUUCAUAUCAGUGAGUGACGUAGGAAGUCCUAAUUCAAUAUCUCGGCACUUGGUGUUGCCUCUGCCAACGGAAAAAAAUCCAAGUAUGCAGGGAGUGGCAUCGCUAGAAGAAGAAUCUGACGCUGAAGACAACAGUGAUGAAGGUAAAUCAGCGUCAUUUUGUGUGCUGCUACAUGGGGCACUAAAAGUUGAAAAUAUGGCGGCUCUUUGUCUGCUGCAAACUGACUGGUACGGAUUUAUUUACUCGUGGGCGGAUACGAAAAAAAAGUCAAACUUGAUGUUGACGGUACUGGAACCCGGGGUGAAUGUUGUACCUUGGCUAGGAAGCUUUAAUAAUCUAGGACCUGCAGAUGUCAGCAGUAAAAAUGUUGAAGUUCUCACUUUUCCUAUAAAACCUCCAGAAAAAAGAAGUUACUCUCAGAAUGCUCCUUCGUGGAUCAGACAAGUUGGACUACAGUCUGAUAUUCAAAAGAUAUUGAGACACGCUAGAAAAUUACCUGAAAAGACACAGAAUUUCUACAAAGAACUGAACAGAUUGCGUCGAGCUGCAUUGUCUAUGGGAUUUAUUGAAUUACUUGAAGGUUUAGCGGCAAUAUUUGAACGUGAAUGUACACUUCUACCCAAUACUUUACACUACGACUGUGCCAUUCAAAUGGGACAUGUUGCAAACAUGCUGAGAAAACCAUUUUCUAGAGAAUUAAAAAAUAAUAUCACGCCAAUUAAAAGUACUAAGUUUCAUCAGGACCAAUAAAUAUUAAUAAUUAUUAUUUUUAAAGUUUAAUAAUUUUAUAAUAAAAUAAAAUUCAUUCAACAAAUUAUUUUUAAAUAUA